This is a messenger RNA of Ilyonectria robusta, 983 nucleotides long. RefSeq lists its product as uncharacterized. Bases 121 to 618 code for a protein of 165 amino acids. The transcript has 3 exons. NCBI's taxonomy places the organism in Eukaryota, Fungi, Ascomycota, Sordariomycetes, Hypocreales, Nectriaceae. The record is from RefSeq and is a predicted model, not a curated record.
CCCAGACUUAACGUCAAGGCCACGGGAAAUUCACACGCCGGAAGGUAGGCAGAAGCAGAAUACUGUAAUCACACUUCUACUAUACUGGCUUCUAUUCGGCGACCUACAGGAGUACAGGGUAUGGGAGUGUCUCGCCAGUCAUCCGACCGACAGAAUCCACCGAGUCUUACGCCCCUGUUCGAGCAGCAACUUAACCAUUACCUCGCCCCGUUCUCCGCGGCUAAGUAUAGAGGCGUGUCUCUACUAUGGCAGCGAUUAUCCCCGCCUUUAUCCAGCAUCUCGUCCCUCGUCCUGCAGUCCGAUCCGGAUAAAGCGAGCCCAGCGCGAGAGGAGGGUUGUCAAGGAAUACUGCGAGUAUUAGUUAUUAUAACCGUGAUGCUGAUAAUUGAAGGAGAUCCAGGAGACGUAAAAUAUAUUGCUAGUAAUAUACCCUUCACGAAUCUCGAUUACUUGAUGGAUGGAACUUACCAGCUCAGGGGCCUUGUCGUUCUUUUAACGCAGGAUGAUCUCUCGGUGGUGCCGAAUAACUUUGUUAAAGUUAAAGGGGGACGGAUCGCUGUCAGUGGCAUCUCGGCAAGUGUUCGUCCAGUCUUUUGGGGCUCCCAAGCUCGUCGAUAAUAAUAAAGCUUAAAUGCUCUUAUCGGUAUACUAUGGUGCCAAUUGAAGAUGUUUGCCUAUUAUCCUAUACAGCUAUCUGUACCUAGAGCGCAACCCCAAUAUAUCAGUGCAUCUCGUAUAAGCGGGGUUAUCUUGGGAUCGGGGCCGACGCAAUUUGCAGGAACUGUCGUCGUCCUAUAUCGUUUGACGGUCGCUUGUAUUCUGUAGACGGUAUGUUCGGUGUAAGGAAUAGAUUCGGCAAUUUCGUCGAUCGGGUCUCCACGUAGUAGCAUAUUACGGAUUUGCUCUUGCUUUUCGGGGGAGAGUCGCGGAGCUAUUAUAUGCUGCGAGCAGUAAUGAGCCGCUUCUGGCUUCUGAGAUGAGUG